Sipha flava (yellow sugarcane aphid) is the source of this 1708-nucleotide messenger RNA. It is a transcript of the gene tmod, whose product is annotated as tropomodulin. Gene Ontology annotation, cellular component: myofibril. Gene Ontology annotation, molecular function: tropomyosin binding. The record is from RefSeq and is a predicted model, not a curated record. Bases 180 to 1403 code for a protein of 407 amino acids. NCBI's taxonomy places the organism in Eukaryota, Metazoa, Arthropoda, Insecta, Hemiptera, Aphididae. The transcript is spliced from 10 exons. Gene Ontology annotation, biological process: myofibril assembly; pointed-end actin filament capping.
CAUCGUUCGAUUUAGAUAUCAACUGAGAUUAGGUAUCGCACCAGCAGCGCAGCGUGUGUACGAGUUAGUUGUAAAUCAUAUCGGUCCGGAUCGCGCUCACCAGCAAUUUGUUUAUUUCUCACUUUAUACGUUGUGAAUAAAUUUCGUUUUCGUCGUCAUUUAAAUCAAAUCCAGUAAAAAUGGGAAGCGUCGAAGAGAUCUACGAAAGUGAAGUACACCGGACCAUCACGCGGCGCACGAGCUACAAAAUCAAAGAGACGUCGUCGAAGAAGACCACCACCAUGACGACUGCUCCGGCCAAGCUCUACGGAAAGAAUCUGAGCGAGUACGACGAUCUGGACGUCGAUCAAUUACUUUCUCAACUGUCACCGGAAGAGAUAAGCAUUUUGUCCAAGGAAGUCGAUCCCGAUGAUAACUUAUUACCACCUUCAGAGCGUUGUAGUUAUGAAUGUGACAAAGAAGCCACUGGACCAUUAAAUAGGAAAAAAUUAAUUGAACAUAUUAACAAGCAAGCUCUUGAAACCCCAGAUCUACCUGAACAUAAACCAUAUGUCCCUGGAACUGUCAGAGGAAAAAAAUGGGUUGCACCUGAAACCAAUGGUAAAAGUGAACAUGAAGAUAAAAUUGCUAUUGAUCUUGAUGAUGAGUAUGGUGAUGCACUGAAUAAUGCAUCACAAGAAGAAAUCAUAGAUUUAGCUGCUAUACUUGGAUUCCAUUCAAUGAUGAAUCAAGACCAGUAUCAUGCUUCAUUAUUAAAUAAAGGUCAACCAGUUGGCUUAGGAUGGGACGGUAUUACUAAAUCUACUCAACCAAAGGUUUAUCCUCCAGAGCCCCCCAACCAAACAGACCCUGAAGAAAGUAUUAAGCGAGUACGUGAUGAUGAUCCUAAGUUACUUGAUUUAAAUUGGAAUAACAUUAAGAAUAUUUCCGAUGAAAAGUUUGAGAAUCUAUUUAAUGCUUUAGUAGAGAAUACUCACUUAGAAACAUUGAGUUUGGUAAAUGUAGGACUUACUGAUCGGUUAGCUGGUAAGCUAUCUGAAGCAUUAGAGAAAAAUUGUACGUUGCGUGUUUGCAAUGUGGAAACAAAUUUCAUCAGUCCUGUUGGAAUAGUUCGUUUAGUUAAGUCCUUAUUGAAACAGAGGUCUCUAGAAGAGUUCCGUGCUACCAACCAGAGAUCCCAAAUAUUGGGAAAUAAAAUUGAAAUGGAAAUUACUAAAUUGAUUGAACAAAACCCAACCAUUCUAAGACUUGGUUUGCAUUUGGAGUAUAAUGAUGCUCGUCAUCGUAUUGCUUCCCAUUUACAACACAAUAUUGACAGGAUAAGGAAAGAUACGCCGUUGAAAAUGAAAUUUAGGUUUUUUAGAAAAACACCCCAGAAGCAUCGCAAGAACUUGAUCAAAUAAAUGAUCAGUGGAUCACAUUAUUGAGGCCGCUUACGCAGAACUGGUCACUUUGCGCGUACAUACACUGGCGGUUGGGUUGUACACAAAAAGGCUAAAUAAGUACGAGUUUUUGCCUAGAACUUGGUCCUAGACUCUUAUUUCAUAAGUAUUUUAUUACAUACUAUAAUUAUAUAUUGUAUUGUUUUUCUCCUCAUUAAUCGUUAAAACGAUUUGUAUAUAAAUAUAAUUAUGUAACGGUCCAUUGUUGACCUUUCAUAUGCCUUUAGUUAUUAGUGCGUGUGUGUGAAUAUUUUAUUAAUUUGAAU